AUGGAAAUGCGUAACAGAGGGAGAAAGCAGACUUACAAAAAAACAGUGACCAUUAAAAAGAAUGGAAAGGAAACGAGAAAAAAUCGUGAGAGAAAAAGAACGAGAGAACGAGAACGAGAGAACGAGACAGAAUGGAAAAGAGAGAACGAGAAAGAGAGAACGAGACAGAACGGAAAAGAGAGAACGAGAGAGAGAGAGAGAGAGAGAGAGAGAGAGAGAGAGAGAGAGAGAGAGAGAGAGAGAGAGAGAGAGAGAGAGAGAGAGAGAGAAAGAGAGAGAGAGAGAGAGAGAACGAGAGAGAGAGAACGAGAGAGAGAGAGAGAGAGAGAGAGAGAGAGAGAGAGAGAGAGAGAGAGAGAGAGAGAGAGAGAGAGAGAGAGAGAGAGAGAGAUUUCAAAAGAUUGGGAAUUAGAAAAGUCCAAAGAGCUACACGUAGGUAAGAAUGGAAAAGUACAGAACAAAGGAAAGAAGAGAGAGAGAGAGAGAGAGAGAGAGAGAGAGAGAGAGAGAGAGAGAGAGAGAGAGAGAGAGAGAGAGAGAGAGAGAGAGAGAGAGAGAACGAGAGAGAGAGAGAGAGAGAGAGAGAGAGAGAGAGAGAGAGAGAGAGAGAGAGAGAGAGAGAGAGAGAGAGAGAGAGAACGAGUUAGAGAGGAGAAGAGAGAGAGAACGAGUGAGAGAGACAGAGAGAGAGAAAGAACGAGAGAAGAAAAGAAGCGUACAAGUAAAACGCACGAACGAAUGAGAACGAGAGAACGAGAGAGAGAUGAAGGAGAGAGAAGAACGAAGGAGAGAGAACGGGAGAGUGAGAAUGAGAGAGAGAACAAGAACGAGAGUGAGAGAACGAGAACGAGAGGGAGAGAACGAGAACGAGAACGAGAGAGAGAACGAGAUAGCGAGAGAGAUAGAAUGAGAACGAGAGAGAGGGAACGAGAGAACGAGAGAAUUGGGACGAGAGAGAGAGAACGAGAGAGAGCGAACGAGAGAGAAAAAAAACGAGAUGCCAUCUCGGAUACCCGCGUCGCGCUUUUCGAGGCGCCUCGAAGGUCAGGGCUGAGCGGCGGUAGAGCCGCCGCUGAUCAUGCGGCAGGUGCUGAGGCGCUACAAUUAGCCGCAGUGGAGCCGCAGAUGGCGCAGAUCACUGAUGGCAUUGACGCAGGCUCGCAGCAUUAG
Molecule: messenger RNA, 1170 nt
Organism: Closterium sp. Yama58-4
Lineage: Eukaryota; Viridiplantae; Streptophyta; Zygnematophyceae; Desmidiales; Closteriaceae
Source: the annotation of a GenBank genome assembly